CGUUACUGCCUAGUAAGACACAGUAGGUCUUCAUUAUCACUGCGAAAUGACAAAGAUUAGAUCUGUUUGACUUGAAACAUAAUUUAUUUUCAGACGUAAUAUUAUUGAAGAAUACUACAUAAAAUCUGAUGACGGAAGUUUCAAGCUAGAAGAAAGGGUAGACGGAAUAAUAGGUUUUGCAGCAUCAGUUGGGGCUUUAUGUGAAAAUUAUGCAAUGUUCAAUUUCGAUCUUCGAUUUUCUUUCGUUCAAAUGUUUGCACCAGAAUUCACAAGAGUCAUGGUGCAUGAGAUUGGACACAUUGCAGGAGCUUUCCACGAUGGGUUAGGAUGCUGCGAUGACGAAAUAUAUGUAAUGAACUCAACAAGCUUUCCAAAGUUACCUGACUUUUCAUUAAGCUUUUAUAAGUUCUCAAGUUGCUCUGCAAAAGACUUUGGGAGUUACUUGUCCAGUUUCACAAUCAAUGCUCUUGCAAGCUGUGUCUACACAUCAAACCCUAAGGAAGAGGAAUUCCUAUUUAAUUUCUGCAAAGGUCUUCUAGGAAGUGAAUAUGGUUUAGAAACUCACUGUAAAAUAUUCACAGAUGGAAGCGGCUCCGUUUGUCCAAAUGGAGACUAUACAUUUGUAAGUGGAUAUCUACCAUGGGACGGUUGUGAACCGAAACUGUUAGAUGGUAUUUAUCACCCAAUAUUUCGCUGUACAGAUGAAAAUGGUUGUGGAAAUACAAACUAUGACAUAUAUCACAUCUUUGAAGGCACCAAAUGUCUAAAUGUAAAUGGCACCAAAGGAGACCAGGUCUGUUAUCGAGGAAAGUGUCGUUCUAAGAUAGAGUUGUGUGAGGAGUACGAAUAAGAAGACAAAGAAGAAGAAGAAGACGUAGAAGAAAGUAGUGAAGAACAGUCCGACAGCUCGUAAUCGUAAAAAAAGAUUAUUGACCACUAACAAAGGAUAGGAUAAACAAUUUCAAGAAUAUCAUCGCUUUUGAAAAUGUUCAUCAUGGUCUUAUACUUCAAGUUGCAACUUGUAACAAAGAAUACAAAUACAACGAUUCUUUGCAUUAGAUUGUCAUCUGAAUCUUAUAGUGUUUCAUAUCAGAAAUAUGUCAUUAAAAUGAUUUUUCAAAAUAAUAUUCACAGAAUCUUGUAUCAUAAAACAAAUUCUACCCACGUAUCUGGUUUACUUUUAUUGCCAUAACAAAAUAUGCUUUCUCGAUCUACGACACAGAAAACGAAUAUGUUUGCUUUGGAUAUGUAAAGAUGAGAAUGAA
Mercenaria mercenaria is the source of this 1265-nucleotide messenger RNA. RefSeq lists its product as uncharacterized. Lineage: Eukaryota; Metazoa; Mollusca; Bivalvia; Venerida; Veneridae. The record is from RefSeq and is a predicted model, not a curated record. The coding region runs from base 215 to 850 and encodes 211 amino acids. The transcript has 6 exons. Gene Ontology annotation, biological process: proteolysis. Gene Ontology annotation, molecular function: metalloendopeptidase activity.